Molecule: messenger RNA, 1545 nt
Organism: Capra hircus (goat)
Lineage: Eukaryota; Metazoa; Chordata; Mammalia; Artiodactyla; Bovidae
Product: nuclear autoantigen Sp-100
Exons: 12
Coding region: 108-1382 (424 amino acids)
Biological process (GO): regulation of transcription by RNA polymerase II
Cellular component (GO): nucleus
Molecular function (GO): DNA-binding transcription factor activity, RNA polymerase II-specific
Source: RefSeq, a predicted model, not a curated record
UGAGACCCAGAGCUGACUUCCUGCUCCGCGCUCAGGGCCCUUGAUGAGACCCAGAGCUGACUUCCUGCUCGGCGCUCAGGGCUCUGGCAGCUUCUCUGGGCGGGAAAAUGGCUGGAGAGGGCAGAGAGCUCAGCACCAGGAUGUCUUUGGAAAAUCAGAACAUAGACAACAGGCUCUUCUUUGAGACUGUAUUCAGGCACUUCAAAAGACACAAGGUACAGAUUUCAAGUGCAAUAAAAAAGACAUUUCCUUUCUUUGAAGGCCUCCGUGACAACGAACUCAUCACCAGUAAAAUGUAUGAAGACUGUCAAGAUUCUUGUAGAAACCUGGUCCCUGUACCAAGAGUGGUGUACAAUGUUCUCAGUGAGCUGGAGAAGACAUUUAACCCAUCGCUUCUGGAAGCUUUGUUCAGUGAGGUCAACAUGCAGGAAUAUCCUGAUUUAAAUCACAUUUAUAAAAGCUUCGAAAAUGUGAUCCAAGAGAAAAUUAAUUACGAAGAAAGUAACGGACAAAAGAGGCCUGCCAUCCAACUGAGCCUUGAGCAAGGAACUGGCGGAGACUUUCAUUCCAGCCCGACCUCUUCCCAGGCAGUCCCCUUGUCUGAUGAUGGUAUGACCCCAAAUGAAAAUGGGCUCUCGGAUCACCUCAGUGAAACAGAGCAGAUGAAUGCGAAGAUGAAAGAUAGAACCAGCGACCAAAAUGGUGCUCUAGAAAGCCAACAAGCAAAUGGACAAUGUGCCCAAGAGUCUGAACCAGCAGGAGCAGAGCCAUCCAGCCAGGGACUACAAAUCAAUUCCUGUUCUAUCCAUCUAGUGGAUAUAAAGAAGGAAAAGCCAUUUUUUAACUCAGAAGUUCAACUGCAAGCCCAAGCAAGGACUGACUAUAACCAGGUGUCUGACAUAAUAGUGAUCAGCAGUGAGGACUCUGCAGAAUCCAGUGACGGAGACGAGUUCCCAGAACCCUUCACACCAACACCAAGAAGGGCGGCUGGGGAUCUUCCUGACCGAGGGAUCGAACCCGAGUGUCCUCCUUGGCAGGCGGAUACUUUACCACUGAGCCAUGUGGAAAGCCAAUGUACCCCGAUUAAGAUAGAGCCCAGGAAUUUGAGAAAAACAACCACACCCAGAAAAAGGGUUUGGCAAAGAGUGAUACUGAAUGAAGACUCUUUAGAGUCCAGCGAGGACGAGGUGCCCUGGGGAACACAGAGCUCAGCUCUGAGAAGUGGCCCUGAUGAAGAUCCUACAGAUAUUGGAAACACAUCGAUUCGCAGGAGAAGUAGGAAAAGAUGGACACGCUGUAGUGACUCUUCAGACUUCAGCAAUGAAGGAGAGCCUCAGGCAACAUCUAGUUCAGCCCUAAGAAAUGAGUCAAGUAAAGAUUAGGAUGUUCAGCCUUGGCCUGCAGCAGGUCAGGAGUGAAAAGCCACUGUUUUGAAGACCUUGUGUCCUGUUCAUCCUGGAACUCCCUUCAGUGGUUUUAAAAAUGGAAUAAGGCAAGAAAUUUGUGAACUCAUAUUUAAUAAGAUAAAUCCUAUUGAUGAAAUUA